GUUUUUGAUAAUUAACAGGAUUUAAUUGACAUAUAUACAUUUAAACUAGGCCUCACUUUACAUGAUGCUCUUUAAAUGAUCUCCUUAGAAUAUUUUUUUUUUCAAUAUCUAUAAAAUAAUGUGAUCGUUCAAUAGACGUUUUUAUCUAAAGGACCUUCUUUGCUGUUAUAUCAACCUUGUUGCCAGUAGGUUCUAGUUCAUGUUUACUUAUUUAUCUGCCUGUGGGUUGUCUGAUUGGUUUGUCUGCACCCUGUUGGAAACACCACCUGGGUUCUUAAGGAGAAGCAGAUCAGUUUGCGCUCAACAGGGUUUGCAGAAAAAUCCUCUGGCUCAACUGUGAAAAGACACCUGCUCUACGGUCUUUUUAAAUUUAUUUUCCAGCGAAUGUUUGCUCUCAUGGCAGGAAUCUCCUGAAUGGACAUCAACAACAAUCUUUUUUAAGUUCUUGCAACAAUACUUGGCUCAACUUGUGUGGAGACUUUGACUCCACCGACUCCCUAAAUGCCUUUCUCUGAGAAAAGGUGGUGGACGUUAUUUGCUUUGAAUGUGUACAAGCAACAAAUUACUUGAUAAAGAUGGGUAAUAAGCAAACAAUAUUCACAGAUGAGCAACUUGAUGCUUAUCAGGACUGCACAUUUUUCACUCGCAAAGAAAUUUUGCGGUUGCACAGCAGAUAUCAUGAGUUGGCUCCACAUCUUGUACCAAUGGACUACACCAAUGAACCGGAUUGUAAACUGCCUUUAGCGCUGAUUGUUGACAUGCCAGAAUUAAAGGAAAACCCAUUCCGCAAUCGGAUUGUGGAGUCAUUCUCCGAGGAUGGGAUGGGGAACCUCAGUUUCAAUGAAUUUGUAGAUAUGUUCUCAGUCCUCAGUGAAAUGGCUCCAAGAGAACUUAAAGCCAUAUAUGCCUUUAAGAUAUAUGAUUACAACGUGGAUAAUUACCUGUGCAAGGAGGAUCUUGAGAAGACUUUAAAUAAGCUGACAAAGGAGGAGUUGACUCCUGAGGAGGUUGAAUUGGUGUGUGAGAAAGCCAUUGAGGAGGCAGAUUUGGAUGGAGACAAUAAACUCUCCUACGCUGACUUUGAAAACAUGAUAACCAGGGCUCCAGAUUUUUUAAGCACCUUUCAUAUCCGUAUCUGAGAUGGAUCAUUUGACCGUUUUGAUGUCAGCAGCUUCAUAAACCUGGGGACUGAACCAGAGCUAUCCCCGCCACAUCACUACUCUGAUCUUCAGUUAGACAUAAACUCUUCUUAAUGUGGCCUUAUCUAAAGAAAACCUGCAAUCCCAAAUUUAGGGUAAAAGUAUACAGUUGCAUCAAAAGCCAAUCUAGACAUGUUCAGUAAAUAAGAAUCUGUGUUCUCAUGUAGUCUCUUUUGUCAGAUUAAAAAUAGAAUUAAAUGACAUGACAUGUAACUUAAAUAGGACUUUAUUACUUUAUUACAAACUAAUAAAUGAUUGUUGUAAUAAAUGAUUGUUGUUUUGCUGUGUAAAACUAGUACACUUGAGUGUAUGUUCACAAACUGUUUCCUGGACAUUUUCCUUUUCUGCUAGAAAGCAGUGUUCAUAAUUCUAUCAGUGACAUCAAUUUGAACUCAGAUGAAUAUUUUCAUCUUCUGUCAAGUUGGUUUGAACAGCUGCUUUCUGUUAGGAAUUAACAUAAUCAUUUUACUUCAGGAGGAUGUAGUCAGGAAUGAUCUGCCCCAGUAUUCAAACACAUUCUUAAAUCCUGCACACAGAGGCGAUCUCAUUGGAAAGCAAGAGGAAAUGGUCUUGCCUAUGAUGGUUGAUGAUUACCAGGUGUUGGUUUUGGUGCUACAGAUUUGCAUUAUGUAUGUAUUGAGCACAGUGUUCUGUGUUGAUUCUGUGCACUCUGUACCAAGCCCACUUUGUUUCUGGAUAUUCAUGUAUGAGCUUUAGGUCAUACAUGUAAAAGUUGCAGGACACCGGCCCUUGAGGACUGGAGUUUGACACCUGUGGAUUACUCUUAUCUCCCAAAUUUAUUUAUUUAUUUAUUUUUAAUCAAACUAUUCCGGAGCCUCGAUAAUUACUGGUCUUACUGGGAUCAUCAGCAAAAAAGCUACAAUGCAACUGUGAUAAUAGGACUAUGAUUAAAUGUUUCUGACACCAAAAGAGAAAAAACUCACACAUUACAUAAAAGACUAGGAAGAUUGCUAACCCAUUGAAGCCAUAAGACAUUUUACACAUAAGGGGACACAGAAAAGAGUUGAUGGUGAGGAGAUUCACUCCUUAAACAGUGAGUCUGAGUGCAUUAAUGUGUUGCAAUGACCUGGACUUAGUAACAUUAGUAAAGGAGAGAAUAAGUCAAGCCACCCUUUCUAUGUGAAGUGUUUCAUGUUAUGUGAAUUUGAUGUAGAUGAAGUGCAUUUCUUAAUAUCAUACAGAGAUACCACUAUUGCUCAAUGAGGAACUUAUGCAAUAAUUAUCCAUUGCAGCUUUAUACCAUUUGUAGUUUGUUUUCCACUGUUGCACAAUCACACGCUUAUUACGUAAUGAUCUGCUACGACUUUACACUGCUAUUAAUUUUCUUAAUAGUGACAUUCUAUCAUGCAGUUCUUAGUUGUGAAAGAGCUGGUAGCAGAAAGGUCACAAAAACUGGAUGAUUAACAUUUCGGCAGUUUAACAUACCCUGGUUUCCCUUAGAGGACUUAUAGGGGAAACACCUUACAUUCUAAUUUCUAAAACUUCUGUUCCAAACGCAACACUGAAGCACAUGUAUUGCUGUCUAAGUGCAGAUACACUGAGUCGUGUGUCUGCACAAAUUCAUGCAGGCACAUGAGCAUGAAUAUGAGCUUUAUUAUCGUUUAUAGGCCCCACUAAAGCAGUAACUACAAAAGUAAAGAAAAAAAAGCACAUGAUAAAAGAUACUAAAAGGCAUUUUAGAACCUUCUGCU
Xiphophorus hellerii (green swordtail) is the source of this 2911-nucleotide messenger RNA. RefSeq names its product calcium and integrin binding family member 2 (gene cib2). The transcript is spliced from 6 exons. Gene Ontology annotation, cellular component: stereocilium; cytoplasm; cell periphery. Gene Ontology annotation, molecular function: magnesium ion binding; calcium ion binding. The record is from RefSeq and is a predicted model, not a curated record. Gene Ontology annotation, biological process: calcium ion homeostasis. Bases 576 to 1139 code for a protein of 187 amino acids. Lineage: Eukaryota; Metazoa; Chordata; Actinopteri; Cyprinodontiformes; Poeciliidae.